Folsomia candida is the source of this 2214-nucleotide messenger RNA. RefSeq names its product zinc finger protein 227. The transcript is spliced from 8 exons. Gene Ontology annotation, cellular component: nucleus. NCBI's taxonomy places the organism in Eukaryota, Metazoa, Arthropoda, Collembola, Entomobryomorpha, Isotomidae. The record is from RefSeq and is a predicted model, not a curated record. Gene Ontology annotation, molecular function: RNA polymerase II transcription regulatory region sequence-specific DNA binding; DNA-binding transcription factor activity, RNA polymerase II-specific. Gene Ontology annotation, biological process: regulation of transcription by RNA polymerase II. Bases 158 to 2125 code for a protein of 655 amino acids.
UGAUUCCAUUGUUGAUUUUAUACACAUGUUUAGAUUCUGAGUCUGACAAAAAUAAUUCAUAUGUACUCAAAAAUCCUCUAUUUUUUGGGUUGUAGGAAAAUUAUAUAAUUUAUUUACUGAUUAAUUACUUAUUAUUUUUAAUUCGCACUCAUUCAAAAUGGAAACAAAUCUAUCAGAAGACAAACCAUCUGCGACAGUAUUGGUGCAAAAAAUUUGCUCUAUUUGCUCAAAACCGUGUGAUUCUAGUAUUUUUUCAGAAAAUGAAAAUAAUCAACUUUUGCAAUGUUUUAUCAACCUCGUUAAUUUAUCAUCUUCACAAAAAAUUGUUUGGAAAUUCGGCCCUCAUACGAAAGAGGUGUGGUCAUUAUGCGGGGAAGAUAACUGUGUGCAAUUUGCUACCCAACUUGUUAACCUGAUCCAACAGCUUUUUAACGUGAAAAAGGAAAUUCGCCACAGUUUAAAGAACCUUUUUGAAAAAUGGGGACCCAAUUGUGAUGGGGAUGUUGAAGAAUGGAGCCGUGAACUCUUGGGUGGUUUCUACAAUCUGGACGAAAAGAUGUUGCUCGAUUUAUCACUCAAUGUAGAAGAAUCGUUAGUGUCGUCGAAUCAAGAAAUGGCGAUAAUCUCAAACUUGAACCAAAAUCUGGAUAAUACUAUUCAAAUCGAUUACAGUAAUGUCUUUAAUUACGAGGGUCAGAAAUUGGACUCUUCUUCCAGUUCUGAAAAUAUAAUAAAAAGUACAGCGAAACGUGGCACAACAGGAAGAAGGAAAACAAGUGGCACUCAAAAGACUUUGCGGAGAAUAAACGAAAGAAAAUCGGUUCAAGCAUCAACCACUUCAGGUUUGAAAUCAUGUGAUAAAUGUGAAAAACAAUUCAAUUCUGCAACUUCAUUACGGACACACAAAAGGGCACAUGUUCGUGAGGGCAAGAGUGCUGACGGAACCUUUCACUGCACUCAUUGCUCUUCAAUCUUUCUCACUCUAUCAAAUUUGAAAGAACAUAAAAGCAAGGAACAUGAGCAACUCAGAGACUUUUGUCCAAUUUGUAAUAAAUUUAUGUCCAAGAAUUUCUUACAACAGCAUCUCCACUCCCACUACAUGAAUAAUUCCACUCCAGUUCCCGUGGUCGAUGUUUUUUGUGUCAUUUGCACCAAACCCUUUAGCUCUGCGUUACUUCUCGCCUCGCACAUGGAUGUGCACAAAGGCGACUACUCUUGCGAAGUGCCCAUCUGCAGAAAAAGCUUUUAUUCACGCACGGCAAAAGUUAAACAUGUUGAAUUUGUUCACGGUGAAGGAGAGGAACAACUUGAUUGCCAGUAUUGUUAUCAAAAUUUCAAUCCUGGAUCUGAAGACGAAUUUCAGCGUCAUAUAAAAAAUCAUGAGGAUCAAGUGAUUAAGAGAACUUAUUUGUGUGAGAAUUGUGGAUCUUAUUUUAGAAGUAAGAAGACCUUACAAACUCAUUUACGCCUUAAUCACCCUAAAAUCAAUAAUGAUUCUGAAGAGCAUAAAUGCCAGAUUUGUGAGAAAUCGUUCUUAACACCACAACGUCUAAAAGUACACACGCAAAUCCACAAAAAUUCAGCAUCUGCUUCCCCUUUCACCUGUCCAGAACCCGAAUGUGGAAAAGUAUUUAGUCAAAAAGUGUCCCUUGAUAGUCAUUUAAUGGUCCAUCACUCUGGGAAGAUGCGAUAUAAAUGUACACUUUGUGAUCACCCUGGGUUUACGUAUUCUCAAGGUUUGCGAAGUCACGUGUACAAGCAUCAUAACGAAAUGUAUACUUCCGGUGGCAAAAACCACGUGUGUCAUGUUUGUUACAAGAACUUUGUUACAGAGGACGAGCUUCUUCUUCAUGUAGGAAACCAUGAAAAGCUCAAAUGCCAGCUGUGUUCUAAGCAGUUUAAAUCAAUGAAUCAUCUAAAAGAACACACUUUGCGUCAUGCUGCAAUUCGGCCCUUCAAAUGUCCUCAAUGUCCUUCAAAAGGUUACGUCCGACAGGCGCAGUUGAACGAGCACAUGAAAAAAGUUCACCAAGAUUCAGAGCUUCAACAAAUCCAGCAUCAUAAUAAUCUCAUUAGUGUUCAACACUUAGCCGAGCGAAUUACAUAUGUUAUUCAAAUACCUUAGAUAAUUACUCAUGCUGUUUGUGUUGAAAUUAAAAAUAAGUUUGAGCGUAGUGUAUUUUCGAUAAACAAAUCAAGUUGCAUUUUAAUGAA